AUGCACAACAUCGACGAGGAAUAUGACCGGUUCGUUGAGCACCUUCUGGACUGCACGAGGAAGACUGAGAGUUUUAAAACCACCAAGAAGCGCCUGUCUCUUGAAACUCUUGAGCUGAUACGCCAGCGUGGAGCUGCAGGUAAGCAAGAACUCACGAUUGAAAAAGUCUUGGAUGAUGGACAGCCAUGCGAGCAAGCAAGGUUUCGAAAAGGAUUCAGCACAAUUGACCACAUUCACACUGCUUCGAAACUCAUCGAGAUAUCACGAGAGUACAAGGUGCCGCCAUGUCUCACUUUCAUCGACUUGAACAAGGCCUUCGAGCCAGUUGCGACGAAAGUGGUCAUGGAAGCCCUGGACAGCCAAAGCGUCCCUACUCAACAUAUAAAGUUACUUCGAGAUGCCACUCUCGAGAACGCGAUGCGAGGAUUGGAAUGGGAUGACAUGGGAGUGAAGAUUGAUGCUGAAUCUCCAAAAGAUGCUGUUCAUGCGUUACUGAUGUGUCUCGGAUGCGACAUUAACGCUGAACGGAACGAACAUAUCCGAAUGCACUGGCUACGUUUAUCUGGGUCGGGAACUGAACAUGAUGAAAGACCUGACCCCCGAGCUGGGCAGGAGGAGAAGAGCGGAAAACCGUCGACCCGAUGGUCAGAUUUCUUCACGAAGUCCUUCAAAGAAAAUUAUGAUGCUCUUCGUGUCUCACGCGAAAGGAGGAACCACUGGGCGCCUUUGGCAUACGGUCGGGACAAAUGGAAGAAUUACUGGCGCCUGCUCGACCAGUUCGAAGAUGAGUGGGAGUCAAGACAAGUGUAUCUGAAAAAAGAACUAGAUGGGAAGAAGGCAGAGUUAGAAGAUCUUCUCACUGAAGGGAAACGUCUAUCGGAUCAUUCGGGGAAACAAGCACGUGAAAUAAGGCGCCUAAGAAGCGAACUUGUGGAGUUAGAAAAAGUCAAGGCGGAGCGAAAACGUCUUAAGGACGAAAAACUUCGUGCUGAGGAAACUAUUGAAUUACAAAAGGAGGAAAUAUCUUCUCUUAAAUGUAUGAUAGAGCAAUUUGAGUCGAGUGUUGAGCAAAUGGUAAAGGAGCAGUCGCAGCGUGCAACUACUACAGAGGUUGCUCAAAAGCAUGUGCUGGAGCAGAGUAAGCUUGUGGCUGAUUUGGAGCGCCAAAUUGAUGAAGCGCGACGACAGAUAAAUCAUCUCACUGACUUCAACAAAAAGCUUACCAAAGAAACGGAGAUGAUGCAGUCUGCGAAUUGGUCUCAGAGACUUGCUGGUGAACGAGCAAUUGAAACAGCAGCCACGGUCAACGCUGAACUACAGGAAGCUCGUGCGCACAUAGAACGACUAAAUUCACAAUUAAGAAGUACCGAAAAUCGGCUUGAUGUUGUUCUUAAUGAAAGGAACAACGUUGCUGAAUCUUUUUCUCAAGCAAACAUGCCGUUGAUUGAGGAAAUUAAUGGUCUGAAACAAGCACUCCAUCGUGAACAACGUGCUAGUGAAGAAGCUGAUGUGAAAUUUCGCGCCAACAAGAAAGAGCUUGAUAUUGUUCGCGAGGAGCUCAGAAAACUUAGAGAGAAGAAUGACUCGUUGGUUACUCACCACCUUCAGGAGCUGACAAUAGUCAAUCAGAAAGUGCAACAUCUCGAACAAGAACUAGCGGGUGUGCUGAAGAACAAUGAAUCUUCGUUAUCCGAGUUGAGGUCAGCGAGAGUAGCUGACGCAAGAUCUCUGGACGAGUUGCGCGAGGAGAAUUCUGUGCUCACUAAUGAAUGCAAAACUGUUCGGAGCAGCCUAAAGGAACUAAUGGACGAAAACGAAUCGCUGAAAUCGUCCCUUGCUGAAGCACGCCAACAGGCUGUGUGCGCUAAUUCUGUUGAGACUUCUUCCCGGAAUCAACCUCUCAUGCAUGUCAAUAAUUCAGAAAACGAUUCCUUCAAAGGGUUCCCUCUAAAUAACUCUCAGAUUGCACUAUUUUCAUUUGCAGCACUUCCUAACGUACAUGAAAUGUCUUUGAGAAAGACUAGUUUCUUAGAGCAGGAAGCCAUUCGUUGUGUUCAGUUGGAGGAACAAGUGCGGCAGUUGGAAAAGACGCUACAGGUUCUAACCGCUCAAUACGACGAUUUGCUGGAGGUAGACGGGGAAAGGUUAGAACGAAUAGAAGAACUUGAGCAUGAUGUAAUUGAUUUGCGGCAGCUUAUGAAAGAACAGCUUCUCGCCUUUGCUGAUGCGAAAUUGAAAGAAAGUACGGAGACGACAAAAUCAUGA
Necator americanus (New World hookworm) is the source of this 2265-nucleotide messenger RNA. RefSeq lists its product as uncharacterized. The record is from RefSeq and is a predicted model, not a curated record. The transcript has 18 exons. The coding region runs from base 1 to 2265 and encodes 754 amino acids. Lineage: Eukaryota; Metazoa; Nematoda; Chromadorea; Rhabditida; Ancylostomatidae.